Messenger RNA from Gossypium raimondii (Peruvian cotton), 324 nucleotides. Its product is annotated as early nodulin-like protein 1. Gene Ontology annotation, molecular function: electron transfer activity. The record is from RefSeq and is a predicted model, not a curated record. The transcript is spliced from 2 exons. NCBI's taxonomy places the organism in Eukaryota, Viridiplantae, Streptophyta, Magnoliopsida, Malvales, Malvaceae. Bases 1 to 324 code for a protein of 107 amino acids.
AUGGGUGAGAGAUUUAGGCCAAAGGAAGGCACAUGGCCAACAGUAACAUUUACACACCGUCAUGAGUACGAGGAUGGAAGCACCAAGGUGAUGCUCCAACAAUCAGGCCCAUUUUACUUCACUAGAGGAGCUAAGGGUCAUUGUGAGCAAGGCCUGAAGUUGGUGGUUGUCAUGUUGUCUCCACGGCAUAGGUACACCGGAAUCUCUCCAGCACCUUCUCCGGCGGAUUUUGAAGGAGCUGCCAUUGCUCCGACCAGCAAUGCUUCAGGUUUGAAGGCUGGAUUGUUAGUGACACUGUUGCCUUUGGUCUUGGUGGUUCUAUGA